ACUAUCUAGACAACGAUGGACCAUCCUAAUAUAGGAAAGGUCAACCAGAAAGGAGAAGAAAUAAGAUACAGAGGCGUCAGGAGGCGGCCAUGGGGGAAAUUUGCAGCGGAGAUACGUGACUCGACAAGGCAUGGAGCAAGGUUAUGGCUAGGGACUUUUAACACAGCAGAAGAGGCUGCAAGGGCUUAUGAUGGAGCUGCAUAUUCAAUGAGGGGUCCUUUAGCAAUCCUUAACUUCCCUGGGGAAUAUCCUAAAACCAAGGUUGAUUCUGAUAUAACUUCAUCUUCCAUUUCGUCUUCACCAUUGUCAUCAUCAUCGUCAUCAUCCUGUGCUUCAUCUUCCUCAAUGUCACAGAACGCAGAAAGAAGUGGGAUUGGACAAGGAAAAGAAGUAUUUGAGAUUGAGUACUUGGAUGAUAAGUUAUUGGAGGAUCUUCUUGAUUUCGAGGAAGAAAAUAGCAAGAAAUCAGAGUGA
Messenger RNA from Populus euphratica (Euphrates poplar), 474 nucleotides. RefSeq names its product ethylene-responsive transcription factor ERF096-like. Gene Ontology annotation, molecular function: DNA-binding transcription factor activity; DNA binding. The coding region runs from base 16 to 474 and encodes 152 amino acids. Lineage: Eukaryota; Viridiplantae; Streptophyta; Magnoliopsida; Malpighiales; Salicaceae. Gene Ontology annotation, biological process: ethylene-activated signaling pathway; regulation of DNA-templated transcription. The transcript has a single exon. The record is from RefSeq and is a predicted model, not a curated record.